AUGGCAUUGAUCAUGUACAUACGCCAUCUUGUCUCACAGCAUAGAUAAUUAUAGUUCAACAUAAUUAUCGAUCUCCGAAGCUUGGACAUAGUUUUUUUAUGUUGCUUUAAGACGAUCAUUUUCCUUUUCAAAAGAUGGUCAUGUAAGGUGAUGCCAUAAUAUGUCAAUGAAGAUAAGUCUGGAUUACACCUUCAAGUUGUGCUGAAUCGGGAACUACGCCAAUCUACGGCGAAUGUCUGAUGAACGUAACAGCCUAAAGAGAGAGCUUACCAAAUCAGCCUGGAGUACACCAUCAACUUUCUGCUGCAUCAGCAACCACGCCAUCUUCGGCAAAUAUUUGAUGAAUAAGAUCAGAUCACUACUUCAAUCACCAUGGCAGCUAAUUUCUCCACAGACCAACAAUGUGAAGGAAAGGAGUGUCAAUCAAUCACAGAUGUGACGUACUACGUGGAGGAGAAGAAGAGACUAUGUGAUGAAUGUGCCUCUGAGGAAAAAAGCAUCAAAAGAGUUAAAAGAGGUGAAACAAAUAUUUAUUGUGAAGAACAUGGUGAAAAGGUAAAAUUAUACUGUAAAACUCAUGGUGUACCAUUGUGUUAUUCAUGCGCUAUGAUCAAACAUCAACAGCCUUGCGAGAGACAAGAUAUAAAUAAAGCAAUAAAAGAAAGUAGGGCCAGUCUAACUGUUCUAAGAGAAAAAGCUAAGGGCAAAUCUAAAAAAAGUCGUGUGUGUUUAAAUAAAAUUGAACAAUGCACGAAACACACAGACACCCAUCUACAAGCCUUGAAAGAUAAAAUUAAUUCGACAAUAAAGGAGGGGAUCAACAUAGAUAAAGCAAAGGAGAAGAUGGAGGCUGACAAAAUCAACCAAGAAUUUGAUGAUCAGAAUCAAAUACUUCAAGAAGAGAUUCUGAAGAUUAAUGAGAAGAUUCGAAAGAACAAUGAAGAGAGAGAAAAACAACUUGAAUUAAUCCAUACAAAUGCACAGAUUAGACAAGGACAAUUGAAUAAUAAGAAGACUGGUCUUCAUAGAGACAUUGAUAACAUUGUUAAAGAGAAGGAGAGGAAGAUCAGAGAGUUGAUGAAAUCAUUGCAGGAUGACACAAAAAUAAUUGAGAAUGCAAUACAGACCAUAGAUACAGUACUAGAAGACGAUAAAAACAUUGUUAAAGACGGUCAUAGUGUGAGAAUGUCAGUGAGUGAUAAACUAAAGAAACCACUUUAUAAGAAUGAUGUGAAACAAAUCACUGAUAUAAUAUCAUGUGUGAGGUUUGUAAAGAGUGUUGGGAGAGAGAAGUAUGAUGGUAGGAUUGGUGGGUAUGAUGGCGAGUGGAUGCUUAGUGAUACAAUCAAUGUUAAGAAUAAAAUCAUAGGCCCAUGUAUUGUUGGUUGCAUAGAUGAAUGUAAUGUGAUCAUCACUGACACAUUUUCAGGUAGCUGCAGGCAUACAUACAUGUUAGAUAUAAACACUAAAGACAUUCAGAGAGUGAUAACGGGUACUGAUACAUCAUGGGUUAUCUCCUGUGCAUUACUGAAUGAUGACAAGAUAGUGUGUGGUAGACGCUAUAAAGGUUGUACAAGGGACAGUUUGACUGGAAGCAUCAGUGUGUAUGACAGACAAUGGAUGUGCAUCAAUGACGUCACAAUACCAAGAAACACAACGCGCGAUACCUCAUGUGUGGAUGUAGCUGUUGACCGUGAUGGGAUGAUCAUCGCUGCUGAGUGGAAUCAGUCUAAGAUAUACGUCAUCAACCCAGCUGAUGGUAAGAUCGUGAAUACCAUCACAUGUAAACAGGAUGUACGGAUGCGAGGUGUGCUAUUAUCAGGUCACAUCAUCGUUCAACCUUACCCUCGUGAUGAGAGAGUACUAAUCAUAGACAGACAGGGUGGUCAAAGGGAAAUCCCCCACAGUGAUGUCAUCCGGAAUGUCAGUGUUGAUCCUAUAACAGACGACCUCUACGUUGUGACAUCAGAUGAUGAGGGCAAGACGUGUAUGAUUGAUCAGGUGAUGAGUGGGAAUGAAGUGAAGAAGAGAAGAGUGACGUCAUUCCCUGUAUCAACUAGACUGAAUAAGGUGAAUAGGAUACAUCUCCUUUUUUCAUCUCGUGUAAUGAUCUCAUCAUCAGGCAAGAUAAUUACUUUUGAUGGAGAUAGUAUUCUCGUCUUCGAAAAGCGACUCACAUUCUAAACGAUGACAUGUCGGGAUCAUUCACUAUGAUGAAUAUGAGACACACUGACCAGAACAAUACCAUCUUUGGAUAAUUUAAAUAUCUGUAGCAUUGAGGCCUUAUAAGACCUAAUAACUCUGACCCAUUUUAAACAUCACGGUUAACAAUAGGCCAUUAUUAAAAAAAAAAAAAAUAAACCCCAAAACUCCCGUAUCCAAGAACAUGUAUCAUGCAUGUGGAAUUAGGUUUCUAUAUCACUGGUUGAAAAUAUUAUUGGCGAGGUCAUAUUGCAUAAAAUAUGACGAGCCGUCAUCAUCAUCAUCAAGCCUACACGCCACGAUGGAUUUCCUUUAGAAAGUAUUGCUUUGCAAAAUGUAUAAUACAUCUUGUAAUACUUAUUUUCACAACUUAUAUUACGACUAAUACUACAGUUUUGUUAUAUAAUACCUUUGUAUAUUUUGACAUUCUGAUACCGAUGUGAAUGCAGAAAUAAAAGGAAAUCAAAAUAAAUAAAGUCAUAGUGGCAUAAUGCCAUAUUUUAUAUUUCCAUAUUUUCUGGUAUUUGAAAGAUAGAUAACCAAACACACUUCCGAUUUGAAGGUGCAGACAUUGAUCAGAUUCUACUGAGUGCAGUGGCUGAACAACUUAAUUCAAGAAUGUACAAGAAUCCAUAGAUUUAUCGUAAAAUUGAACAAAGAGAUAUAAAUCAAUACAGAUUGGAAUCAUUUUCUCUCAAUUGGACUGGUAAUCCUCACUUAGCGAAUGAAAUAUGCAUUCUUUUUAUGGACAAGGUUUAAAUUACUUCCAUAAAAAUAUGCCAUGAGCCUGUCAGACUUCUAAUUUAAACAUUGGUGUCACAUUUCUGUUUCAAUCUCAUCUGUUUCACUUGCCAUCUUAAUAGCAAUUAGGUUUCUAUCAGCGAACAAACUAAGAGCAAAACACUAACAAGACUGAUUGGAAUACGAUUCAAUGUAGAUUUAUUAAUUUUGGCCUUUUAAGUGCAAACAUAAGGGACCCCGUCGUAUAAAAAAUAUUCACUUUUAGCCCAAAUAUUGGCCAAGAGCGUUUUUCUUAAAUAUAUUUUCCUUUUAGCAUCAUUCUUUUAUCAAAUAAACUAAGAAAUAUAAUACAAGGUUUAAUGAAUUCAACGGUGUAUAUAAAGUAAAUAACGUAUAAGAUUAAGGGAACUUGGCGCGCCAAGUCGACUGCUAAUUGCAAAUACAUAUAUGGAACAUAAAUAUGCACAAUACUUAUUAAAGGGGGACACAUGGAUAUUUCACAUGCUUAUGUUAUGUUGCAUGGUUGACUGGCAUGGAGAGAGAGAGAGAGAGAGAGAGAGAGAGAGAGAGAGAGAGCGCGGGGGCUAAUAGGAAGAUAAAUGUAAGAUGAUUGGACAGAAAGAAAGGAGGGAGAAGAUUUGAUGAGUAGAAUCUGUUUCAACAAUAUACAUCGAUCCCUUAAUAUACUGUAUAGUCAUGUCUAUGUGCAGUAGGUCAAUUGAGUUUGCUAAAACCGUUACUGAGAGGGUUAAAAGUUGUGCAUUGUUUUUUCAAUAGAAUGUUUAUUCGAGAAAAAAUUCUAUAUUUUGACAUAAUUCAUAUACUGAGAAACCAGUGAACUAACACUUGAUAAAGUUAUGAUAAAAUCAUUGUAUUUACACGAAAUAUAUUCAGCCAUUUUUUAAACAACCUUUAUGAAAGGCAGACCCACUAUGUACAGUAUAACUGAAAAUGGUGAAUUUUAAAAUAACAGUUUGCUUUUGAAUAUUUGUUUUCAAUCAGACCAUUAACGAUAAUGAUCAAUAUCAGAAUCAUGUAAAAUAAAUGUUUAUUCAUCUUGGCCUUAUUUACAUAAAGAAUUGUAAGCCUUGCGUAAGAAAUAUUUUGUUUUGAAAUGUAAUACUGUAAAUAGUUCAGGUUUUUUUUUAUAGUUAUGAAACUAUCAUUAUGUAAUAAGAAUUCGUCUUUGAUUGAUGUUGAUGGUUCCAUAGCAAAAUCAAACUGCAAAUUGGUUCAAUCUUUUAUGCACAAUAUAAACAUAUAUUUGGGAAAUUAUGUGUAUUUCUCUUAUACAUGAGACUUAAGUGAUUUUUGUUUGAACAUAAGGUUUAUAUAUUAUACCUUAUUCUUUAUAUUCAUGAUACCAUACUGCUCAAUAUGGUGACAAUGAUGAUGAUGAUGAUGAUGAUGAUAAUGAUAAUGAUGAUGAUGACGAUGGUGAUGGUGAUGGUGAUGAUGAUAAUGAUGGUGAUGAUGAAGAUGAUGAUGAUGAUGAUGAUGAUAAUGAUGAUGAUGAUCGUGAUGAUGAUAAUGAUGAUGAUGACGAUGGUGAUGGUGAUGAUGAUGAAGAUGGUGAUGAUGAAGAUGAUGAUGAUGAUGAUGAUGACGAUGGAGAUAAUAUUGAUAAUAAUGGUGACGGCCAAGAAUACAGUGACUAGUAUAAGAAUUUUAAUCUGUUAUUUAAAGAUAAAAGAUAACUGUAUAAAUAAUGUUGUUAUCGAUUGCAUUUUAUAAACUUGUCGUGGCCGAGUGGUCUAAGGCGCCUGGCUAUACAUUGAAAGUCCGGGGUUCGAUCCCAGGCCGCGGUACCUAUGCCCGUGAGCAAGGCAUUUAAUCUAAAAUUCUCUUUUAUUCUGCUUUCAAAUAGAUGGAAAUGCUUUGUGCAUUAUUGGUAACUAGGUGUGCACUUGUUUAAAAAAAAUAGGUGAACGGUAAAGAACAAUAUGCGCGUAGAAAUUUUGAAUUAAUUCAUUCUUAAUUCUGUUAAUAAUAUUAAUGCUAUUUUUUGUCGGUGAGAUUAUUAUUCUUCUCCAAUGGUUUUAGUUUGUACGUGUCCAGUGAUAUGAUAUGAUGAAAACCAUGUUACAUAACCUCAUACUCUUUCAAUUUGGUAGAAAUCAUAAUGCUUGUUUUUUUACAGUGAGUUUAAUUGAAAACAGUUCAUUCAAUAAUAACUUUGCAACUUUGACACUCUUUCGUCUUCAGCGUACUGCAGAGAUCACUUGGUAAAAAACUUGUUUAAAAAAUUGUUUUAAAAUCAUCAUAUCGUAUCUCCUUAUCAACUAUGAGAAAGAAUUAUCAAUAUAAUUGUGGUUAAAAUAUAUCAAAUGAUUAUAUAAUGUGUUAAUGUUAUGUCCAACGUUUCAUGUAAAACCCUUAAUGUAUAUUUUUUUAUGAUAAGCGCAUGAUGUAAAUAAUUACUAUUCCUUAAUGCGAUAUAUUAUCUAAUAAAAGGAAGUACAGUGGUGUUAUAAAGUUAGUGAAUCUACCAGAAAAUGAACAAAUAUUUUUAACAGUUUUCAAAUUCUGCACUCUUUUAGAUAUUUUAUUGUGCGGUCAGGUGACAAAAUAUAACAUUCAAUAUUGUUUGGUUAACAAUCCAGGUGAAGUGGGAUUCACUCACUUUGAAGCAACACUGUAUAUUUAAUCGUCAUGAAUUGUAAAUUUAGAAAAAAUCAUUUCAGUUUAUUGAUGAGGCGGGUUUUUGAGUAGCUGGCCAUUUGAGACACAAACUAUGAAAAAUAUUUUUCCCGCCAAACAUUUAAUGAUAUAUUUCUCAGUUAUUUCUAGCCUUUCGGAGAACCUACAUGGCCUCAAGAGAAUUUUAACUUUAAUAACUUCUUUUAUUUUUUUUUUAUCUCACUUUGAUUCGUUUGCGCGUAAUCUAUUGCCUUUGUGAAUGGUUGGCUUUGAAUCACAGUCUUUUGCCUUUUUUGUCAAUGUGUAUUUUGAGCAAGCUGAUUUCGAACAAUAAUUGAGAGCAAUUGUACACACUCUUUGAGCACGAGAAUCGUAUUGGGAAAUCCAAUUCGGUCACCAUUUCACAAAAAUAUAUGCAAUCAAUCGUAAGUGGCAAUGGCAAAUCAGGAUCAUGGUUGAAUGUACAUAAUUGUUAAGAAUAAUUAAAAUGAACCGAUCCGAAUCAAUACUUACAAUGAGCAUAUUGAUCGUAAAUUUGUGUGUUACGGGGCACUGAUCGUAGAUGUUGUACAUUGGACUCUGUUGUUAAAUCACUUCUUUAUGGCUGAAUGCAGACACACAUUAAAUCUCGUUUGCUUUAUUCCAUGAUAUCUGAAAACUUGUGAAAAUUUGUAAAUAAUAAAAUCGGCUUCACAUUAA
Lytechinus pictus (painted urchin) is the source of this 6282-nucleotide messenger RNA. RefSeq lists its product as uncharacterized. The transcript is spliced from 4 exons. Gene Ontology annotation, molecular function: zinc ion binding; ubiquitin protein ligase activity; protein binding. Gene Ontology annotation, cellular component: cytoplasm. NCBI's taxonomy places the organism in Eukaryota, Metazoa, Echinodermata, Echinoidea, Temnopleuroida, Toxopneustidae. The record is from RefSeq and is a predicted model, not a curated record. The coding region runs from base 373 to 2184 and encodes 603 amino acids. Gene Ontology annotation, biological process: protein ubiquitination.